Messenger RNA from Heteronotia binoei (common prickly gecko), 2103 nucleotides. It is a transcript of the gene KLHDC1, whose product is annotated as kelch domain containing 1. Lineage: Eukaryota; Metazoa; Chordata; Lepidosauria; Squamata; Gekkonidae. The coding region runs from base 98 to 1333 and encodes 411 amino acids. The transcript is spliced from 13 exons. The record is from RefSeq and is a predicted model, not a curated record. Gene Ontology annotation, molecular function: protein binding.
AGCUCCUCCCGCUCGCCCUCGCGAGAAGAGCCGUCCUGGCGGCGGCGCGCGGUUGCUGAGGCGACGGGCUCGCGCUCGCCCUUCAGGCUCGGCGAAGAUGGCGGCCGGCGCUCUCUCGCCUCCCGCCCCCCUCCCGCGUGAGCUCUGCGCGGCCGAGGAACGGAGCGGGCACUGCGCCGUGGUGGACGGGGACUGCCUUUAUGUGUGGGGAGGAUACGUGUCAAUUGAAGAAAAUGAAGUUUACCUUCCCAAUGAUGAGCUCUGGAUCUACGAGAUUGACAGUGGAUUAUGGUCAAUGCAUCUAAUGGAAGGGGAGUUACCUCCGUCCAUGUCUGGAAGCUGUGGCGCUUGCAUCAAUGGGAAGCUGUACCUCUUUGGUGGCUUUGAUGACAAAGGAUAUAGCAAUCGGCUCUAUUAUGUUAAUUUGCGAACAAGGAACGGAACCUAUUUGUGGAAAAAAAUCUCAGACUUUAAAGGUCAGCCUCCUACACCACGUGACAAACUUGCCUGCUGGGUGUAUAAAGACAGGCUAAUAUAUUUUGGAGGUUAUGGCUGCCGGAAGCAAAACGAGCUGAGCGACUGCUUCGAUGUCCAUGAUGCAUUUUGGGAAGGGCAGAUAUACUGGGGAUGGCACAACGAUGUCCAUGUCUUUGAUACGCGUCUACAAACUUGGCAUCAGCCAACAAUUAAACAAGGAGACCCACCUCAGCCUCGAGCAGCUCACUCGUGUGCCGUCCUAGGAAAUAAGGGCUACGUCUUUGGAGGACGGGUUUUGCAAACAAGGAUGAACGAUUUACAUUGCCUGAACCUGGAGACCUGGGCUUGGUCAGGAAAAAUUUGUACAAAUGAUGAAAAACCUGGAGAGCGAUCAUGGCAUACUUUAACUCCGAUAGCGGAUGAUAAACUGUUCCUGUUUGGUGGGCUGAGUUCAGAUAAUGUACCUCUAAGCGAUGGGUGGAUUUAUAGCGUGUCACCAAGCGAAUGGCAACAGCUUGCCUAUUUACCAAAGAGCAGACCGAGGUUGUGGCAUACAGCCUGUCUUGGAAAAGAGGGGGAAGUUAUGGUCUUUGGAGGAAGUAAAGAUGAUCUGCAUUUCCUGGACACAGGACAUUGCAGUGAUUUAUUGAUUUUCCAGACCCAGCCGUACUCCCUUCUCAGGCUUUGCCUCGACUGCAUUGCUAAAAAUGCUGUCCUCUUGGAGAAUCAGAUAUCCUGGCUCCCAUCGAAACUGCUUGAGCAAACUAUGGAUAAAAUCACUUACUGGGCAGCAGUCAGCCAUCGCCAAGAGAAAAAAGCUGAAGCCGAAGAACAAGAGCAGAGUCAUUUCACUUAGGCAGAACAAAAGCAAUUUCACCUAGCAACUUUCUGCAAAAAUCUACAGCAUGCAGCACAGACUGUUGUCAGAGAGCAUUUAGAAAUGUUACCAAUCAGCUGUUCAGUGGGCUGGAUUUCCAAGCUCUGUCUUGCCUGGAAUCUUAGAAAUAUUCUCUUAUUUCUUGGUACCUGAGCACCAGUUACAGUUAUACCGCUUGUGGGUUCUGAGGUUAAUGGCUUGCCCUGAGCCAGUUCAUAAAGAGCAUACCCACUAGUUCUACCUAAAACUAAAGAAGCACAUAAGGUUUUUUGGAGGAUCAGAUUUGAUUGUAUUUCUGAGUAUCGCCUCAUGUUUACCAUUGUCUGAAAAAAGGGAAUUCAUAGACAACAGUCUAAAAAUACAAUUCUUCGAUUGAGAGUACUAUGAAAGGCUUAGCUGAGGUUUUUAUGGGCUACGCGGAAUGUCGUUUUGUAGAAGCACCACAGAUAAAUGACUGGACAAAUGUCAAGUUAUCUUUUAAGUAUUGCACUGUUAAGUGUUUUUCAUCUGCUAAGUCAAAGCAGUUGCACUGAACCUUGUUCCUCCUCCCCCCCCCCCGCCACCCCCAUAAUGAAUCACAGUUUCAAAAAUUUUACAUACCACACUUCGGAUGUGUAAAGUUUGUAUUUAACAUUGUUGAAAAUAUUUUGCUUAUUUAUUGUAAAAAUGUUUAUAGAAAUCAUAUUUUCUUAUCUCUUUUCAGGCAUUUAGUUAAUAGUCAUUAAAAUCUGUUAUGCAUUUGAAUAGAA